AUCUUCAGUCUAGCUAUAGUUCUCGUUCGAAACGUAAACACAAUCUUUUUGUUCAGCUGAUAUUCAAUUGAAGUGGGUUUUUUACCAUUCUAUAUUAUUAUUAUUAUUAUUUGUUUUGUUUUUUUUACGAAACACUUGCUUUUUUUUUGAACCUGUAAGAUAAACAAACAAAUAAAGGAAAUUAUAUUUAACAACAAUGGCUAAAUUUAUAUUAAUUAAUUUGUCUGUCGUACUAAUGCUGUUGACUUAUGUAUGGACCAUUCAAGCUAAAGAUUGCCCCACGGCCUCUAAAAAUUACAUUUGUACUCCUCGCUGUUAUAAGGACAGUGAUUGUGCCUCCAUAGCUGGCAAAUGUUGCCCCAAUUUGUGCAAUCAAAAUUCUUGUGUUGCUCCUCACAUGCUAACAAAUAGUGGUGAUAAAUAUGGCACCAAACCGGAUAAAUAUGGUGGUUCUGGUUCGGUUUAUUGUGGCAAUGUUAAAUGUGGUCCAUUCGAAAAAUGUGAAGUGGAUCGUAUUACCAAACGUGAGAAAUGUGUUAGAGCUUAAGUGAUUUUGUUUAAAACCGAAUAUUGCCAAUUAUAUAUAUUUAAACAUAGUUAAUAAAUAAUAAUAAACAUAUGAACUCGUA
Messenger RNA from Lucilia cuprina (Australian sheep blowfly), 629 nucleotides. RefSeq lists its product as uncharacterized. Gene Ontology annotation, molecular function: peptidase inhibitor activity. NCBI's taxonomy places the organism in Eukaryota, Metazoa, Arthropoda, Insecta, Diptera, Calliphoridae. Gene Ontology annotation, cellular component: extracellular region. Bases 197 to 547 code for a protein of 116 amino acids. The record is from RefSeq and is a predicted model, not a curated record. The transcript has 4 exons.